Phoenix dactylifera (date palm) is the source of this 1746-nucleotide messenger RNA. NCBI's taxonomy places the organism in Eukaryota, Viridiplantae, Streptophyta, Magnoliopsida, Arecales, Arecaceae. The record is from RefSeq and is a predicted model, not a curated record.
AUGAGAAGCCCAAUCCCUGAGAGCCGGAAGCCCAGACCACCAUUCAAAAACUCAGUUUGGAUCAAACCCAACAGCCCAGGUGCCGCCCGCCUCCGCCACCACUCCUCCGACUCCCGCUACUCCCGUUUCGCCGCCUCCCUCGACUCCUCCGACCCCAUCGCCGCCGUCCUCUUCGCCCACGGCGACCGGGCCACCGAGCAGGACGCCAUUACCGUCCUCAACUCCGGCAACGCCGUCGGGCCUAGGUGGUUCCAGAACAACAUCAGGAACAACAAAGAGGUGAUUUUGUAUAAUGUGACGCUCAAAGCAUUGAGAAAUGAAAAUUGGGAUGGGCUAGAGGCCCUGUGGAAGGAGAUGAUGCAGAGGAGGGUUAAGCGGGACAACGUGACAUUUUUGACCGUUAUUAGCUGCGCCAGGUUCUUUAAUUUGCCGGAGAAAGCGGUGGACUGGUUCGAGAAGAUGCCUGAGUUCGAAUGCACCCCUGAUGAUAUCACCUACUUGGCGAUGAUCGAUGCUUAUGGCCGGCCGGGCAAGAUCGAGAAGGCUUUCUGUCUCUAUGAUCGUGCCUGCAAGGAAAGGUUACAUUCGCGACGGUAAUCAGAACUUAAUUCGGGGAAUUUCGAUGGUGCACUUAAUGUGUAUGAGGAAAUGAGGGUGCUUCGUGAAUGUGUUGAUGAAGCGGCCAAGAUUUUUGCAGAGAUGAAGGGAUUGCCUGAUGAAUGUAAGCCUGAUAGCUGGAGCUAUUCAGCUUUAAUUACUGCAUACUCUUGUAGCAGAAAUGUUUUGGAGGUAGAAGGCUUGUUACUUGAGAUGGUGGAAACUGCAUAUCAGCCAGAUAUCUUUGUGAUUGCUUCAAUCAUCCAGUGUUAUGGGAAAGCUAGACAGACUGGUGAUGUUGCGAGAACUUUUGACAAGCUAUUGAAAUUGGGCAUAACUCCGGAUGACUGGUUCUGUUGUUGUCUUCUGAAUGUGCUGACCCAGACCCCAACAGAAGAAUUAGUGAUUGAUUGUAUAGAGAGAGCUAAUGUCAAGUUGGGCUCCUUAGUGAAUCUGCUAGUGGAUGAAGGAGCUGGAAAUGGGGCAGUCAAACAGGAAGCUGAAGAGCUCUUUAGCAACGUUAGUAAUGAAGUGAAGAAGGCAUAUUGUAAUUGUUUGAUACAUCUCCAUGUAAACCGCAAUCAAUCCAAAAAAGCUUGUGUGCUCCUGGAUAUGGCACUUCAUCUUGAGAUAUAUACAGAUCUUCAAUCGAAAUCUCCCACGCAGUGGUCUUUACACUUGAAGAGUCUCUCACCUGGAGCAGCUUUGACUGCUUUCAGUGUCUGGAUGAACGAUUUGUCCAAGGCCUUAGAGAAUGGGAAGGGGUUGCCUCCACUACUGGGUAUUCAUACGGGGCAUGGGAAGCAUAAAUAUUCAGAGAAAGAGUUGGCAUCUAUGUUCGAGUCACAGUUGGGAGAAUUGAAUGUCCCAUUUCAUGAGGCACCAGAUAAGGCUGGAUGGUUUCUGACCACAAAAGUUGCUGCUAAGUCAUGGUUGGAGCCAAGGAAUUCAUCUGAGCAGUUGCUGCUUAGGUUGUGUCAUUGGGAAAAAGAAUUUUCCUGUAAGGAACAUUUUCCUCUAGGCAAAUGAUAUAUCAUUUUAUUUUUUUCGCACAUAUUCAGAGAUUCUUGUGCUUUAGAUGUUUUCUUUGGCAUACGUUGCGAGCUUACAGUCAAAUAUGAAUGUAUCUCUUGAUUCGUGUUCUUGUUU